Ipomoea nil (Japanese morning glory) is the source of this 1119-nucleotide messenger RNA. Its product is annotated as AP2-like ethylene-responsive transcription factor At1g16060. Bases 1 to 1119 code for a protein of 372 amino acids. The transcript has 8 exons. NCBI's taxonomy places the organism in Eukaryota, Viridiplantae, Streptophyta, Magnoliopsida, Solanales, Convolvulaceae. Gene Ontology annotation, molecular function: DNA-binding transcription factor activity; DNA binding. Gene Ontology annotation, biological process: regulation of DNA-templated transcription. The record is from RefSeq and is a predicted model, not a curated record.
AUGGGGAAGCUAUCGCAGCAAAAGAGUACAACAACUAUCCAUGCAACCACGACAGUUGGGGCAACUGCCACUUCAACUGUUCUCAAGCCCAAACGUACGAGGAAGACAGUCCCCAGAGACUCCCCUCCUCAACGCAGCUCCAUCUACCGUGGCGUCACCAGGCAUCGGUGGACUGGGAGAUAUGAAGCUCAUUUGUGGGAUAAGAAUUGCUGGAAUGAAUCACAGAACAAGAAAGGAAGACAAGUUUAUCUUGGUGCUUAUGAUGAUGAAGAAGCAGCUGCACACGCUUAUGACUUGGCUGCUCUCAAGUACUGGGGUCAUGAAACCAUUCUUAACUUUCCUUUGGCAACGUACGAGAAAGAACUGAAGUUAAUGGAGGGACAAUCCAGAGAAGAAUACAUUGGAUCCCUAAGAAGGAAAAGCAGUGGAUUUUCACGAGGAGUUUCCAAAUACCGCGGCGUUGCAAGGCAUCACCAUAAUGGAAGAUGGGAAGCCAGAAUUGGUAGAGUUUUUGGCAACAAGUACCUUUAUCUUGGGACCUAUGCUACACAAGAAGAGGCUGCAGUUGCAUACGACAUGGCUGCCAUAGAAUAUCGUGGUCUAAAUGCUGUCACAAAUUUUGACCUUAGCCGAUACAUCAAAUGGCUCCGACCAAACAACAAUAACAACACCAACAACGAGGUUAACCCUAGUAUUGGAACCAACCUUGUAUCUACUCAAAACCAUAGUUUAUGUUCAAAUUCGAGCUCUAGCUUGAGUGGUAGCGGUCUUUACAAUCACCACCAGCAACCGCUUUUGAGUAGGGAUGAGCAAAAGAAUCAUACCGUGAUAACAACCGAGGUGUCGUUGGCUCAAUCUCAGCCCACCUCCACCACAUCGGCAUUAGGGUUAUUGUUUCAAUCCUCGAAGUUCAAGGAGAUGAUGGAGAUGACCCUGGCAGCCGAGUGCUCGGCGCCAGCAGUCGUCGAGGCUAGCAUUCCCCCACGACGCAGCUUUCCGGAGGACAUAAAAACCUGCUUCGAGGAUCAAGAUUUUGCUAGCUAUGGAGAUGAUAUGACCACCUUUGACAACUUCAACUCACUCAUGCAACCAAUUCUUCAACUUGACUUUGACUUUUAG